CCACGCUAUGUUAUGUGACUCCUAAAACUCCCUCAUUGCACAUGACAGCGCGUUCGCUUGUCUUCCGAGACCAGGGUCGAGACCGACGCGUGACUGGAAACGUGCCAUUCCGUUAUCCCUGAACAACUGAUCCGUAUGCCUGGUACUGUACUGUUAGACGUGACUCACGUGAGGGUGAGGAGUGACUCACGUGAGGGUAAGGAGUCGGAAAUCGAAUUGGUCCGUUGGCGCGACUGCUUACCCGACCGAAAUCCUUCAACUGCCAUGGCACGCUUCUACCGUACCUCCGAGUAUGUAGAUGGGAAUCUGGCUCCCAUGUUGUGAACACUCACAAUGUAUUUAACUGGCUUUCUCCCUGACAGUUGAAUGGCUUGCUUGUCUGCUGGUUACUAUUACUAGUCCUGUCUCUUUUCGCCUUUUCUACUCCGCUGCCUCAUCUGUCCUAUCCCAUUUGAUUGUUGACUUGCAGACUGCCGCGAUGCCUGAGACCGAGGAGUCACCGACCAGAACGUACCGGGGCAACUGCCACUGCGGCGCCUUCGUCUUCGAGUUCGAGGCCGCCGAAAUCAAGGCCGCGGGCGAAUGCAAUUGCAGCAUCUGCAGCAAAAGAGGCUACCUCUUCAUGGAGCCGCAGAAGCCCCUGACGAUCGUCAAGGACGAGGGCAAACUCGUCCAUUAUACCUUCGGUUCCGGCAAGAUUGACCACCAGUUCUGCGGCAGUUGCGGAAUCGGCGUGAUCGGAACCAGUGAUCUGUUCCCAGCCGGGGUGGGAAUCAAUGUCAGGGCCAUUCAAGACCUCGACAUCUGGGGCUUGGAGGUCACGUCAUACGAUGGCAACUUGAAGAAGUUCGGUCCCCCAUACGAACCACCCAAGUACCUAGGCCCUGAACCCAACCCUCCCGGCUUUGAGAACGGAAAGACAUACUACGGGAGCUGCCACUGCAAAGCCGUGACUGCCGCUGUCAGGGUAAACGGCUCCCUGGAGGAUGGCUCGUACAAAGAACUUAUCGUGGAGUGCAACUGCAGCAUCUGCCAGCGCGGCGCGUAUGUCUGGAUUUAUCCCGCCCUGAACCAAGUCGCCAUCCAGGGCCAGGAGAACCUGUCGUACUACACCCUCGGAAACCGGGUCUGGCGCAAGUCAUUCUGCAAGACUUGUGGAGUGCACAUCGGGGCUGACCUGAACCCCGACCUGACGGCCGAGGAGAUCGCCGCCCUUCCAGAGCCGGUUCGGAACUUCCGGACUGCAUACAGCGACAAGCGACCGUUGAACCUUCGCAUACUGAACGGGUUUGACGUGAAGUGCGUCAAGCCGGUCCGGACCGACGGAUGGAGCAGGCCGCCGUUGUACGUGAACCCGUGAGGUUCGACCGUGCUUGGUCUGGAAUGGGGAUCAUGUCGUGGUCAAUGUGCAGGAUAGCAAGGAUGAAACCAAAGUGACU
Chaetomium strumarium is the source of this 1439-nucleotide messenger RNA. Its product is annotated as Mss4-like protein. The record is from RefSeq and is a predicted model, not a curated record. The transcript is spliced from 5 exons. Lineage: Eukaryota; Fungi; Ascomycota; Sordariomycetes; Sordariales; Chaetomiaceae. The coding region runs from base 479 to 1360 and encodes 293 amino acids. Gene Ontology annotation, molecular function: carbon-sulfur lyase activity.